ACACACACACACACACACACACCCUCCUUGUCUUCCUCCUUUAAGAGCUCCCAGGGCCUCGCAGCAGCUUCACUUGUCAGGUCCACUCUGAGUGUCCACCACUUGCAUCCCUCUCGCAAUGGACCUGCACCCCACUGCACACUACCGUCACAUGGCCCAGGAAAAGCACCAAAUGCUAGACCUCAACCGCCGCCUGCAGAGCUAUCUGGGCCGGGUCAAGCUCCUGGAGGAGGAGAACACGAUGCUGUCCCAAGAGAUCCAAGCUCAGCGGCACGGCCAUCACGGAGCCUCCGUGAGGGAGAAGAGUUUGAAAGAAGAUCUCCAUCGGGCCAGAGCGGAGCUGGACAAGGUCUGGAGGGAGCGGGUGUACACCGAGAUGGAGGUCUGCAAAUUGAGUGAGGAGAUCCAGAUGGUUGAGCGGCACUGUCAGAAGGAGGCAUUGGCCCAAGCGGAGAUCAAGGCGAAAAUGGAGGUGAGCAGGAAGGAGCUGGAGGAGGAACACGGGGCUCAGAGGUGGCUCAGGGAGAGAAUCAAGCAAUUGGAGGAGGAAAUGGAUCACCGGGUUCGGAACCACGAGGCAGAUGUGGCCCACUUGGAAACCAUGCUGAGCCAUUCGAUACCACCGCGCACCACUCCGAAUCUGGACCUCCUUCAGCUGGAGCAGGAGCUCAGCCAGCAGGCCUCCAGGGCAUGGCAUGAGACGGCGGAAGCCUACCAGGCACAGCUAGACCAACUGGAGGAGAGCCUGAGAGAGACAGCAGCCCGUUUGGGCCAGGCGGAGCACCACAAGAAUGAGUACCAGGCCCAUCUGAGGGCCCUGGAGAGAGACCGGAUCUCCGAAGGGGAUGUUAGGAGGCAGCUGGAGGAGACAGCAGAGCAGCAAAGGGAAGAACACAGACAACACAUAAACACACUUCAGGAGCACUGGGAGUGCCUGGAGAAGGAGAAAGAGCAUCUGGGCCAGCAGCUUGAUCGUUUGGUGCAGGAGAACCGAGGUCUGCUACAGCAGAAGAUGUCGCUGGGCCUGGAGGUGGUCACCUACAGAGCUCUGCUGGAUGGCGAGAGCCUGCGGCGAGAUGAUGUCUCUCUUCUGAAAGACUCCAGAAACAUUACACUGAAAGACAUGCCUGUGAAGCCUUCACGAGGGAAUUACCAACUACCUGGUCGCUGUAACACGCUCGCGUCAGUCAGGAGAGCACCGAUAACUUCAACGACACCUUUGAGGAGCAAGCCCGUAAACAUCAGCCAAGCUCGCGGGGGUGAAGAAACAGCAACAAUGGUGGCCAAGCAAGAAAGUCCUUAUCCCAAAAUACUGUAUGAUGGAGCAGUGGAAAAGUUCAGAGCACAGGAAGUGGACGAGAAAGUGACAUAUGCAGAGCCUCUAUCUUCUCCUGUUGGGGAUGAACAUGAGCAACAUCCUGCUGAACGUGCAGAAGAGGAAUAUGGUGGGAAAAGCGAGGAUAAAGCGUCUUUCGGCUUUCAGGUCCAGUCAGGAUCACCAAAGAGUGAAGGGCUAGAGUCAAGAAUCAUAGAAGAGAAGAAUAAGAUCAGUCACUGCCAAUCAAGUACCCAGGAACCAAAAUCAGAACUUCUGGGGAUGACAGCGAAAACCUUCAGUUCCUCGGCUCGAUGGAAUCCAGAACAGCAGCCAACUUUUCCUGUGGAGGAAAAAGCAGCUAACGGCUUUCAGCUGCAGCCAGGAGUUCUGCCACUCACUACGGAGAUUACCGAGUACCAAUCAAGUGCCCAGGAACCUACAUCAGACCUGCUGGUAAUGACAGAGAAGACAUUCAGUUCCACAGCUGGAAGUGAUCAGAAACAGUCACCAUGUGUUCUGGAGGAAAAAGCAACUGUCGCCUUUGAGAUUCAGUCUGAAGCUCCACCACGCACUGAGGAGAUCCAUCAGCAGCCAUCUGGCACCCAGGAACUGGACAUUGUGGGAAUAACAGAGGAGACCAUCAGUUCCUCGGCUGUAUACAAACAGGAACUGCCGCCUUGUGUCCCGGUGGCGGAAGAAACAGCUGUCGGCUUCCAGCUCCAGUCAGGAGCUCAACUUCUCCCGAAAGAGAUCACUCCGCACCACUCAAGCACCCACAAAUCAAAAACAGAACUUCUGACAAUGACAGAGGAGAUCUUCAGUUCUGCUGCAAGAGCUGCGGUUGAGCCAUGCACGGUGGAAGAUGAGCAGGAGCAAACGUCAAGUUCUGGAACAGAAGCAUUACUGGAACCCACCCUGGAAUCCAGGACCAGCAGUCCGUCUUCUGAAAAUGAGUUCAACCCCAUCGAUGUGAGUGAGAUCAAACAGGAAAUAAGCUACUCCACUUUGGGCACGACUGCGACAGAAGCAGUAGACAUGUUGUAUCCGGAUGGAGAAGAGAUGGACACAUGGGACAGCGUGAUAGAAAAGAAGAUCCAUGUUGAGUCAAGUGAACCCAAACCAGAAGCAGAAAGUCAGUUUGCGAAACCAGAGGAGGACAUCUUAACAAGAAGGUCUGAGCUAAGUAGAGGAGAAAUGAAGAAGCAAGAUGAUGAGAUGUGGCUUCAACGUGAAGAAAGUUCUCAACAUUCUGACGAUAAAGGCUUAAAUGAAGAGGACGAGGACUCCCAAAAUAUCUCGGUUUCAUGGCGAACAGAGCUAGAGAGUGACAGCUAUGCUCAAGAGAACACACUGGCUGAUGUGCGUCCACUCAUCCGGUACACCAGUGACGAGACGGAUGCCAACACACAAGCGUCACAUGUGGACGAGAGUGAGUCCAGUGACGGUGAGCAAGACGGACAGACCGGAGAGGUAGGUGAACCUGCAUGGAGCGAAAGCAAGGCCAAAAACUUUGGAACCAUGGAGGAUCUUUGUGAGGAAGUAGAUGAAGAGGUGGUAGAAAAUGACAAAAAAUAUUCUCAGGAAGCUUCUGGAUUGGAAAAAUCAACCUUGAAAAUCAGUGAGGGCCAUUUGGAUGAAGAAGUACCGGCAGCUGUCGAUGAUGUGGAGCUCGAGACAGAUCAACUUGUGGAGCAGGAAUUGGAAAACCUUUCUAUUGACAGCUACGCUUGCCACUUUGCUGAAGAGGUAGCCAAUGAGAGCCAAGCGGUGCUUCCUGAGGAUGAGGAGGAGGCUCAAAGAAAAGUAAUCCUGAAACAAGAAGUCAUUACGGACAUCCAAGUGACACACAACCUGGACUUUAGGGAUUCCAUGCAGCCUCAGAGGUUGCAGGAGGUGCAAGAGGAGGAUGUCCAUGAUGGAAUGAUGACAAAGGAACAAGAUGCAAUCCCAGAAUCUGAUGUCCAAGUGGAAAGCAACCUGGAUCUUAGGGAUUCUGUUCAGCCUCAGACUCUGGAGGAGGUGGAAGUGGUGGAGGUCCAAGAUAGAAUGAUGAAAAUGCGAGAAGAACUCAUCAAGGAAACUGAACUCAAAAUAGAAUGCAACCAGGUUCUAAGGGAUUCUGCGCAGCCUCAGGUGGACUCUCCGAAUGAUGAUGCCAAAGGAAAGGUGGAAGAGCGUGAGGUCCAAGAUCAUAUAAUGACCACAGAACAAGAAGUCAUCAUGGAAUUUGACACCCAAGUGGAAUGUAACCAGGACAUCAGGAAUUUGGUCUCACCUCAGGUGGACACUAUGGAUCAUGAGAAGAAGGUCCAGGACGAAAUGAUGACCAUGGAAUAUGAAGAGGCUGGCAUAGGGCUCCUGCCAUCCGGCAUGGAUUCUGAUGUCCAAGUAGAAGAUGAUCAGGACCGUCAGGACUCGAUCCCACCUCAAGUGGACACUCCAGAGGACGAUGAGGAAAAAGGGAUGGAAGAGAAGGAGGUACAGGAUGAAUUGACAGCAAAGGAACAAGAAACAAUCCCAGAAUCUGAUGUCCAAGUGGAAAGCAAACUGGACCUUAAGGAUUCUGUGCAGCCUCAAACGUUGGAGGAGGUGGAACAGGUGGAGGUCCAGGAUGGAAUGAUGAAGAUGGGAGAGGAAUUCAUCAAGGAAACUGAACUCAAAGUGGAGUGUGACCAGGUCCAUGGGGAUUCCGUGCAGACUCAGUUGGACUCUGCAAUUGAGGAUGCCAAGGAAAAGGUGGAAGAGAGCGAGGUCCAAGAACGAAUAAUAACCAUGGAACAAGAAGUUACCAUAGAAUCUGCCGUCCAAGUGGAACCUAACCAGGAUAUCAGGAGUUUGGUCCCGCCUCAGAUGGACACUAUGGAGGAUGAGGAGAAGGUUCAGGAUGAAAUAAUGAGAAUAGAACACGAAGAGGCCGGCAAAGGGAAGUUGCCAUUCUGCAUGGAUUCUGAUGUCCAAGUAGAAGAUGAUCUGGAUCUUGAGGACUCGAUCCCGCCUCAGUUGCACACUCCUGAUGACGAGAAAAAAGGGUUGGAAGAGAAAGAGGUCCAGCAUGGAACGCUGGGACAAGAGGAGACACAGGAAGUGCCCUUGCUCUCCUGCACAGAAUCUGAUGUCCAAGUGGAACACAAUCUGAACUUGGUGCAGCCUCAGUUGGACUCUCCAGAUGAUGGAGAGAAAGUCCAGGAUGAAAUAAUGACCACGGAACAAGAAGUUAGCAAAGAAUCUGCCGUCCAAGUAGAACAUAACCAGGACAUCAUGAGUUUUGUCCCGCCUCAGAUAGACACUGUGGAUGAUAAGGAGAAGGUCGAGAAUGAAAUAAUGAGUAUAGAACUCACUGAGGCAGACAAAGGGAAGUUGCCAUCCUGCAUGGAUCCUGAUGUCCAAAUAGAUGAUGAUCUGGACCCUGAGGACUCGAUCCCACCUCAGAUGGACACUCCAGAUGACGACGAGAAAAAAGGGAUAGAAGAGAAGGAGGUCCAGCAUGAAAUGCUGGGACAAAAGGAGACACAGGAAGUGCCCUUGCUCUCCUGCACAGAAUCUGAUGUCCAAGUGGAACACAAUCUGAACUUGGUGCAGCCUCAGUUGGACUCUCCAGAUGAUGAAGAAAAAGUCCAGGAUGAAAUAAUGCCCACGGAACAAGAAGAGGCUGACAAAGUGAGCUCGCCAUCCUACAUGGAUCCUGAUUUCCAAGUAGAAGGCAAUCUGGACCUCAGUGAUUUCAUCCCCCCUCAGGUGGACUCACCGGAUGACCAUGUGAAGGAGGUCCAAGAAGAAAUAUUGAAACAAGAAGAAGCACAGAAAGUGUACCUGCAGUCCUGCAUGGAAUCUGAAGUCCGAGUGGAACGCAGUCUGAACUUGGUGCAGCCGCAGUUGGACUCUCCAGAUGAUGGAGAGAAAGUUCAGGAUAAAAUAAUGACCACGGAACAAGAGGAGGCCAACAAGCUGAACGUGCCAUCCUGCGUGGAUCCUGAUACCCAAGUAGAAGACGAUUUGGACCUCAGGGAGUUUGUCCAACCUCUAUUGGACUCUCCAGAUGACUAUUUGGAAGAAGUUCAGGAUAUAACCUUGAACCAACAAGAUGCCGUCAAGGUAAAUUUACCAGUCAGCGGAUAUCUCCAAGAUGAAGACAUGCUGAGACAAGAUAUUCAAGAUUCCUUAGAAGCUCCGGAGAAAAGAAAGGAUGAGUUUGAGUCUAAUGUUUCCAUGGUGACACAUGCUGAUGAAACCUAUAGCGAGUUCCUUCGUGGGCUCGACUUUUUAGAAGAAGCUGAAGAAGAGCUUCUGGAGAAGCCACAGCGUGAAUCUCAAAACCAAAAAGGUCUGCUACAGGAAUAUACUUAUUCUGUGGGAGAAGACGAUGCCAGCAUUCUGGCAGAAAAAUGGAACAUCCUGGAGAACACGAGUGAGGACGUUGACAUCAGGCAUCCAAAAGAUGAAGCAGAAUCUCAUGUGAGUCAUCUUCGUGAUGAAGUUGGUGAUGGUGAACUUGCCGCCACAUUUGGUGAGAAACCAGUCGAGAUUUCCCUGAAGACUGCACCCGAAGAAGCUGUCAUCUUUGCCAUGAAGGACUCCUUGUCGGAAUUCCUGAAAACCAAUGACAGAGAGAACCAGAACCUCUGGGCUGCCCUUCCAGCUGACAAAUGGAAUGUCCCGGAGAACGUCAGCGAGGACGUUAACAUCCGACAUCCAAAAAAUGAAGAAGAAUGUGGCCUGAGUCAUGGUGAUGAAGAAGCAGGCGACGGCGAGAGCGCCCCCAAAUUUGACGAGAAACAUGUUGCGAUCUCCCCAGAGACUGCAACUGAGGAAAGCAUCUUUGCUGUGAAGGACUCCUUGACCGAAUUCCGCAAAACAAAUGUCAAAGACAAGCGGGACUUGUGGGUAUCGUCCAUGGAAGAGGCCGCCGCUUAUGGAUCAGAUGACAUCCCCAAGGUAAUGUCUGGGAUUCACGACGUGGAAUUUGGUAGUGAGUUGGACUGGGGGAAGGCAGUCAAUGGGAGUUCUGCCCGUGAUCGCGCCGGGAAGAAAGAGGAACAUGUGACCGGGGUGUCAGUGCAUUCUGAGGAAUCAGAAGUUGAGGGAGAGUGCUGGUCAUCUGGGGAUGAAUAAUCUGGUGUUUCUGAAAAUGUAGCAUCUCAGAGAAGGACCCCAA
Hippocampus comes (tiger tail seahorse) is the source of this 6470-nucleotide messenger RNA. RefSeq names its product nestin (gene nes). Gene Ontology annotation, cellular component: intermediate filament. The record is from RefSeq and is a predicted model, not a curated record. Lineage: Eukaryota; Metazoa; Chordata; Actinopteri; Syngnathiformes; Syngnathidae. The transcript is spliced from 6 exons. Gene Ontology annotation, molecular function: CCR5 chemokine receptor binding; intermediate filament binding. Gene Ontology annotation, biological process: positive regulation of intermediate filament depolymerization. Bases 119 to 6427 code for a protein of 2102 amino acids.